AGUGGAAAGGGGGCGAUCAGGGGCGGUUUUUUGCGUUUAUGGGGAACCGCCCUGGGCUGCUUUUUGCGGGGCCGUCUGGACAAGGUGAGUCUCGGGGACCCGCCCGGCACCACCCGUCCGUAAACGGCAACGCCACCUGGUGGUCGUGGUGCCGCAGUGCAGGCGUUCUCGGCCUGGAGUGGGGCGCUGUGCCAGCCGUGUUGAACCUGGGGACACUGAAUACGCCGGGAAAACCUUAAACCGAGUUUACCCGAGAGGGCUGGCGAGAGGAGCCCCAGCCUGAAAAAUGAUCCCUAAGGGUCCAGGAAGGGCCUUGGGGAGGGGCCUGACCAGGACGGCCCGACUUCCGUGAUACAGCAAACACAGAAAGACAAAGUCCAUUUGGAUGGAAGUGGGAGCGGAAUGAGAGGGGCCAUUUUGACUCUGUGGUCAAAGAAAAUGACUGAUCUGAUGAGGUCUGGGAGCCGAGGUCCCCAGGUACGGCUGCUCACCCUGGGACUAGCAGGGUCUAAGGAUAACUCUGGGGCCGUGAUUCUCACAGAGGAUCCCAGAUUUCUGCAUUCUGAGUAAUGUCAGGUGCCACUGGACUUGUUCUGAGACCCUUUCCCUAGAGGAUGGCCAAGGGGCUCUUAAUGACCUAUGUCCUCUGGGCUGUAGGGGGCCCUGUUGGGCUCCACCACCUGUACCUGGGGCGGGACAGCCAUGCAUUGCUCUGGAUGCUUACCCUGGGGGGGGGGCUAGGCUGGCUCUGGGAGUUCUGGAAGCUCCCAAGUUUUGUUGCUCAGGCCAACAGAGCCCAGGGGCAGAGGCAGAGCUCAGGAGGGGGGACACCCCCUCUGAGUCCCAUUCGCUUUGCUGCCCAGAUGAUAGUGGGCAUCUAUUUUGGCCUUGUGGCUCUCAUUAGCCUUUCUUUCAUGGCCAGCUUCUAUAUUGUGGGCCUCCCACUGGCAGUUGGCUUAGGGGUCCUGCUGGUGGCUGCUGUUGGCAACCAGACCUCAGACUUUAAGAACACUCUAGGGGUGGCAUUUCUUACUUCCCCUAUCUUCUAUGGCCGCCCCAUAGCCAUCCUGCCCAUCAGCUUGGCUGCCAGCAUCACAGCCCAGAAGCAUCGCCGAUACAAAUCUUCACUUGGGUCAGAGACGCUCAGUGUGCGGCUCUACCGCCUGGGCUUGGCUUACCUUGCUUUCACAGGCCCGCUAGCGUACAGCGCCCUCUACAGCACAGCUGCCACCCUCAGCUAUGGGGCGGAGACCCUAGGCUCCUUCUUGAGUUGGUUCAGCUUCUUCCCCCUCUUUGGCCGCCUGAUGGAGUCUGUCCUCCUUCUGCCUUACCGAGUCUGGAGGCUUGGCUUCAGCAGCAGCUACUUCCGGGAGUGGGAGAAGCUGUACGAGUUUGUUCACAGUUUUCAGGAUGAGAAGUGUCAGCUGGCUCGCCAGGUUUUGGGUGUCUCAGAGGGGGCAACAAAUGAACAAAUACAUCGCAGAUACCGAGAGCUAGUGAAGAUCUGGCACCCUGACGACAACCGGCACCAGACAGAGGAAGCUCAGAGGCACUUCCUGGAGAUCCAGGCUGCGUAUGAAGCCCUGAAUCAGCUCAGGAAGCCCAGGGGUUCCUGAAGGUGAGAAGAAACUUCCCCUUGAGGAUAGACUCUUCCUGGCAGAGCUGGGGAGCUUGUCCUAGCCCAGCUUUGUCUACUUGGGGCAUCCUAACAAUGUUAAAGAAACUGCCAUUUGCAGCAGAAAUGAGAAAACCUUAGAGGUGAGAAAGCUAUUGUGAUGAAAGAACGUAUUUAUGUUUUUGAAUUUCUGAAUUCUUGACUAUUAUAUUCCUGAUUAUUUUUUUCUUAAAACCAGAUAGUCAAAUGAAAGACAUAUUAUAAAACCAACAAAAUAUCUUUUAGAGACUAUACCACAUUAUUUCACCCCUGGUCCAUUGAUGAGUGAUGGGGAAAGGUUAUUUAUCAAAUUUUUUUUUAAUGUGCCACGUACUGAGUUAGGUGAUUGAACGGAAAUAUAAGAUUCUAGUAUUUCACAAGCUGUCCUGUGACAAGAGGGAUUUGAUCUAUUCUCUGGACUACCAAGGGGUAAGACUGGGGUUAAAUUUCAAAAUUUCAGAAAAAAUAUUUUAAUUCCAUUUAUUAGGAGAGCUUUCUAGGAGCUACACUUUUCCCAAGAAGAAAGAAGCUGCUCUGGGGUAGCGACAGUCCCCUCAUCAUAGACUCUUCUGCGUGGUGGGGUAUUGUGGAAUGCCCUCAAAACCUACAUGGGUGUUGGACUGGCUGAAUUCUCAGGUCUUCCCAAACCUUGGGAUUUAAUUCUGAGCUACACAUCCUGCUCCCUCUUUGCUUACAGUCCAGUGGGGGAACACAGGUACCAAGUCCACCUCACUCAGUGUUUUGAACUGCGUUCUAAGUGGUGUAACUAGGAUGCAUUAGAAUGUUGCAGAAGAGACAGACGACAUUGUUUUAUAGGAACUCAUGGGAAAAUUCAUGAUUUUAUAUCUCAUACGCCCUUAUGAGGACUUUGGGGAAACCCUAGGGAACCAAUAGCUUGAAUAUCUCAAGGGGGCCUUAUUUAAUUCCCAAGUGUGGAAGAAAUAGCCCAGGAUGCUUCAGUUUGCAGAGGAAGACUGGAGACCAGGAACAUGAUGUUAAAAUUAUGUACCUUUACUCCAGCUUUCUUCCUCUUUUUUAUUUGUGGGUGUGUCCCUUACACUUUUUUUUUCUUUUUUCUGGAAGUUAACUCUGAGUAGUAUAUAUAUAUUUAACAAGUAGGAUUAUUUUGGCUAGUGUUCCCUACUAAUUAAAAAAAUGGUCUGAUCAGUUGACAGGAAUGAAAUUUGUAGAUGUUUUUUCUUUGCAUCCAUAUAUUAAAAAAAUUGUCAAUGAAUUUAUGUACCUUGAUUUCAAGACCAAAUUAACUUUCUCACCUUUUUAAAGUUGACAGAAAUUGAUAUAUAUUGCCUUUGAAAAGCAUUUAUAAUUUGUCAGAUUAUAAUGUGGAAUUUUAAUGAGACAUUUUCAUAGCUAUUAAUAAUUUGUUAAUAUGAUAUGUAGUAGUACAUCUGCAAAAUGUAAAUAUAUUAAAUAACAGUCUAUAAGGAAAAAGAGACAAAAAGUGACUGGGGCUUUACUUGAUUUGGAAAAUUAUUUUACUGUUCUCAAAUUUUCUUAGGAGUUUUUGUACAAAAUAUGCAAUAUUUUAGUUUGUUCAAAUGGGAACUGUUGAUGAGCAGUCUCUAUUUUUCCAACAUGAGCCAUGCUACAAUAAAUAUCUUUAAAUAUA
This is a messenger RNA of Camelus dromedarius (Arabian camel), 3284 nucleotides long. It is a transcript of the gene DNAJC22, whose product is annotated as DnaJ heat shock protein family (Hsp40) member C22. Gene Ontology annotation, cellular component: membrane. Lineage: Eukaryota; Metazoa; Chordata; Mammalia; Artiodactyla; Camelidae. The record is from RefSeq and is a predicted model, not a curated record.